This is a messenger RNA of Acanthopagrus latus (yellowfin seabream), 2218 nucleotides long. It is a transcript of the gene atp1b1a, whose product is annotated as ATPase Na+/K+ transporting subunit beta 1a. Gene Ontology annotation, molecular function: ATPase activator activity. Gene Ontology annotation, cellular component: sodium:potassium-exchanging ATPase complex. Gene Ontology annotation, biological process: intracellular sodium ion homeostasis; sodium ion export across plasma membrane; intracellular potassium ion homeostasis. The coding region runs from base 172 to 1077 and encodes 301 amino acids. The transcript is spliced from 6 exons. NCBI's taxonomy places the organism in Eukaryota, Metazoa, Chordata, Actinopteri, Spariformes, Sparidae. The record is from RefSeq and is a predicted model, not a curated record.
UGUGUGUGGUACAAUUGGUGGAGUCGGGUACGAAACUGUCCUUUCGCUUUUCCUGUGAGGCACAGUCAACACAGCGAGCUAAAAAGAAAAAAAAAAGAAAGAAAGAAACUAGCCAAACCAAACCGUUAACCGAUUUUUGUUUUUAAAAGCGGGAUAUUACCGGGAGUUAUUAUGUCGGCAAAUAAAGACAGUGACGGCGGAUGGAGGACAUUUCUGUGGAAUUCAGAGAAGAGAGAGUUUCUAGGACGAACAGGGUGCAGUUGGUUUAAAAUCAUCUCGUUCUACGUGAUAUUCUACCUAUGCUUGGCUGGAAUCUUCGUCGGGACCAUCCAGGCCCUGCUGCUUACGUUAAGCAAAUACAAGCCCACCUAUCAGGACAGAGUCGCCCCUCCAGGUCUAUCACACACCCCACGCUCAGAGAAAUCUGAAAUUUCUUUUAUCAAGUCAGAUGAGAAAUCAUACGAGAAGUAUGUUGCCAGCAUGCAGAAGUUCCUCGACCUCUAUAACGAAACAAUUCAGGCUGAUGAGAUGAAAUAUGAAGACUGUGGAGUUGCUCCUGCAACAUACAAGGAACGUGGAAGUCUGGAUACCGACCUAGGCCAGAGGAAAGCUUGCCGCUUCCAGAGGCGGUUGCUUCAAAGCUGCUCAGGUCUGAACGAUCCCACUUUUGGCUUCCGUGAGGGAAAGCCUUGCAUCAUCGUCAAGCUCAACAGGAUCGUCAAUUUCAGACCAAAGGCUCCCACUAACAAUCAGUCCCUCCCAGAAGGUCUGCUGGGCAAACUCCAGCCCAAUCUGAUCCCCAUUUACUGCAAAAAUAAGCGAGAGGAAGAUGAAAGCAAGGUUGGCGAGAUCAAGUACUUUGGCCUGGGCGAAGGCUUCCCUCUGCAGUACUAUCCAUACUACGGCAAGCAGCUGCAGCCCCAGUACCUCCAGCCUCUGGUCGCCAUCCAGUUCACCAACCUCACUUUCGACACGGAGCUGCGCGUGGAGUGCAAAGUAUACGGAUCAAACAUCGACUACAGCGAGAAAGACCGCUACCAGGGACGUUUCGAUGUCAAGCUGACAGUCAGCUCGUGACCUCAGCAAUGACGAGCACUCUCAUUUUACAAUCGAAUAAAAUGUAGAGAAAAUUAAAAAAAAAACAAAAAAAAGAAAGAGUUCAGAUAAAAACACCACUAGUCUUUGAACAUUCAUAAUAUACAGGACCUACACUUAAUCUGUGUGCUUUACACCCGCUUUUCUGUGUGUUUGUCGAGGGUUAGAAUGUAAAAUACAAGAGUAGCAAUAGCAAAUAUUUAUUCUACUGUACAUGAAAAUAUUCCUUGAGCCAUGGGAUGUGUUCAUCUAUUACUGUAAAACUGCAAUUCCACUACUGACGUGUAGCGAGCUGUGUUUCUGUCCCCAAACUAUCUCAUCCUAACGUGGUUUCUAUAUAUUUUUGGAGUGUCCAGUGCUGUAGUCUAGUCCUGUUGUAAUCUCUUCUUCUCUGUCUUAUGUCAGCUUUAGUGGUCCAAGGUGUGUGCGCGUGCGCUCGUGUUUUCCAUGUGCAGGACUGUGUUAGAUUACGUGAGUGUGUGGAGUGUGCGUGUUAAUGUGCUCUGACUAACUGAAAUACUAGCAUGGUACUCUGAACCUUUUAAGGCCCAUGUAUGAGUAAAUGACUGCGCUCCAUGGAAUCUGUUUUUUUGUGUGUUUCUUUACCCGAGUUGACUGUGGAAGGAGACGUUUGUACACAUUUUUCUUUGUUGUUCACCUUUUAGCUGUAGGAUUUAUUGGUUUGAUGACAUUUCUGUUUGAUACUCUUACAUCUCUUCAUUCUUAAUUCAUAGUGUAGAGCUUUGUGGGUCCAGCCUAGAAAGACUGUCACCUCCAUGGAAACAGUGGCAACUCAGUGCUUUGAAAUCUGUUUUUGCUGGAGACGUCACAUGACUGUGAUGCUACUUACUAUUGAAUGUUUUAGCCAUUUUCAUGGUGGAAGAAUUUUAUAUUUAUGCAGUUGUACAUUUUUUUCAAAGUUUAAUGUAUGAAUCCAAUACCAAAGUCGCUGGUCAGAGAGUGAGAGAAUAUCAGAGGCAAUGCAGUAUCCCGUGUAAUAAGAUGUUUAGUUGGUGUGCAAAUACUUAAUUCAAUGUUGAAGAUCAAAAACACCUGUCAGGAGUCUGCUCUUGUCACUUUAUUUAAUCUGCAUAAGGCUGAAACAAUAAACAGAAAAAUGAGA